Molecule: messenger RNA, 3264 nt
Organism: Hylaeus anthracinus
Lineage: Eukaryota; Metazoa; Arthropoda; Insecta; Hymenoptera; Colletidae
Gene: AP-1-2beta
Product: AP-1 complex subunit beta-1
Exons: 11
Coding region: 221-3028 (935 amino acids)
Biological process (GO): intracellular protein transport; vesicle-mediated transport
Cellular component (GO): clathrin adaptor complex; membrane coat
Molecular function (GO): clathrin binding
Source: RefSeq, a predicted model, not a curated record
UGCAGAAAACAUAACGCGUUAGCAGAAGUCAUCCGAAGUGAGACUUAUCUUAUGGAUCCAUUGCGAGUAUUUAGUUCAUGGUUGGAAGGGCGUUUUGCAUAAGGAGCUGUCAAUGUACUGUCAACCAACGAUCUUUUUACAUUUGUUGACUGUUUAAAACAGUUGAGAGUAUACACCUGAUACGUGCAUAUAAUUUUUCGAAGAAUUUCCAAAAUUUAAGAUGACAGACUCAAAGUAUUUUACUACUACCAAGAAAGGAGAAAUAUUUGAACUUAAAUCAGAGUUGAAUAAUGACAAGAAGGAGAAAAAGAAAGAAGCUGUGAAGAAGGUGAUUGCUUCCAUGACUGUGGGUAAAGAUGUAUCAGCACUAUUCCCAGAUGUGGUGAACUGUAUGCAAACAGACAAUUUGGAGCUGAAAAAGCUGGUGUAUUUGUACCUGAUGAAUUAUGCCAAAAGUCAACCAGACAUGGCUAUCAUGGCUGUCAACACAUUUGUCAAGGAGCUAGCGACAUCUCCGAUGACAAAGGAUUGCGAGGACCCAAAUCCGCUGAUUCGAGCAUUAGCAGUUCGUACAAUGGGUUGUAUACGCGUGGACAAGAUUACUGAAUACCUCUGCGAGCCAUUGCGGAAAUGCCUGAAGGAUGAGGAUCCAUAUGUUCGUAAAACUGCAGCCGUAUGCGUGGCCAAGCUUUAUGAUAUAAAUGCAGCUUUAGUCGAGGAUCAAGGAUUUUUGGAUCAAUUGAAAGACCUUUUGUCAGACAGUAAUCCCAUGGUUGUUGCAAAUGCAGUAGCUGCCUUAUCAGAAAUCAAUGAAGCAAGUCCAAGUGGGCAGCCAUUAGUUGAAAUGAAUGCACAGACCAUUAACAAAUUAUUAACAGCCCUUAAUGAAUGUACAGAGUGGGGUCAAGUUUUCAUUUUGGAUUCACUUGCAAAUUAUUCUCCUAAAGACGAUCGCGAAGCACAAAGCAUAUGCGAACGAAUUACUCCACGUUUAGCUCAUGCCAAUGCUGCAGUUGUUUUGUCUGCUGUUAAGGUAUUAAUGAAAUUAAUGGAAAUGUUACAAUCCGAAUCUGACUUUGUCGGAACUUUAACAAAAAAAUUAGCUCCGCCUCUUGUAACUCUUCUUAGUUCCGAACCUGAAGUUCAAUAUGUAGCAUUAAGAAAUAUAAAUCUCAUUGUACAGAAACGCCCAGAUAUUUUAAAGCAUGAAAUGAAAGUUUUCUUUGUCAAAUAUAACGAUCCGAUUUAUGUUAAACUUGAAAAGUUAGACAUUAUGAUUCGUCUAGCAUCUCAAGCUAAUAUAGCUCAGGUUUUAUCUGAAUUGAAAGAAUAUGCUACAGAAGUUGAUGUAGACUUUGUACGAAAAGCUGUCAGAGCUAUUGGUCGUUGUGCCAUUAAAGUUGAACCUUCCGCUGAACGGUGUGUUUCGACGCUUUUAGAUCUAAUACAAACGAAGGUCAAUUAUGUUGUUCAAGAGGCAAUUGUAGUUAUAAAAGACAUUUUCCGAAAGUAUCCAAACAAGUAUGAAAGUAUUAUUUCGACCCUUUGCGAAAAUUUGGAUACGCUUGAUGAGCCUGAAGCACGUGCUUCUAUGAUAUGGAUCAUUGGAGAAUAUGCGGAACGUAUUGAUAAUGCAGACGAACUCCUUGAAAGUUUCUUAGAGGGAUUCCACGAUGAAAAUACACAAGUACAAUUGCAAUUACUUACAGCGAUUGUUAAACUAUUUCUUAAAAGACCUACGGAUACUCAAGAAUUGGUUCAGCAAGUUCUUAGUUUAGCAACACAAGAUUCUGAUAAUCCUGAUCUACGAGAUCGAGGAUUCAUUUACUGGCGGUUACUUAGCACCGACCCAGCAGCUGCCAAAGAAGUUGUACUUGCGGAGAAACCUCUUAUUUCGGAAGAGACUGAUUUGUUAGAGCCAACGUUAUUGGAUGAAUUAAUAUGUCACAUUUCCAGUUUGGCAUCUGUUUAUCAUAAACCACCCACUGCCUUCGUUGAAGGUAGAUCAGCAGGUGCUAGAAAAUCGUUGCCUGCUAGAAGUAAUUCAAACGAAGAUUCAGCACAACACGCAACGACACAACUCCAUGCUCAAGUCAUUCCUGCUCAAGAUUCUUUAAUAGGGGAUCUUCUUAGUAUGGAUAUUGGUGGUCCGAGUAUGGUUGCUCCAACUCCAGCUCCUCAAGCAGGACUUGGUUUAGAUUUGUUAGGUGGUGGUUUGGAUGGAAUUUUGGGUGGUACUGAUACAGGAACUGCUGCGCCUGUGGUGUCUCAAAGUACUACAGGGCUUCUUGGUGACAUAUUUGGUUUUAAUCAAGGACCUUCUUCUUAUAUACCACCUAAAGUUAAUUGGCUACCUGCCGAAAAGGGUAAAGGAAUUGACAUAUGGGGAACUUUCUCGCGAAAGAAUGGACAGAUUAGUAUGGAUAUGACAUUUACAAAUAAAGCAAUGCAACCUAUGGGAGGUUUUGCAAUACAAUUAAAUAAAAAUAGUUUUGGCUUAACACCAGCGGCACCAUUACAAGUACCAAGUCCUUUGAAUCCUGGUGCUAGCGUAGAUACCAGUGUAAUCUUAUCUACCACUGGCGCAGUACAGCGCAUGGAACCCUUGAAUAAUCUUCAAGUUGCAAUAAAAAAUAAUAUCGAUGUAUUUUAUUUUGCUUGUAUUGUUCCCAUGAAUACGUAUUUUCUAGAGGAUGGACAAUUAGAAAAAAGAGUAUUUCUUAGUACGUGGAAAGACAUACCUGCCCAAAACGAGGUAUUUGUACAAUACACAUUAAAAGGAGUAAUGUUAACUGCAGACCAAGUUGUUCAGAAAAUGCAACAAAAUAAUGUAUUUACAAUUGCCAAAAGAAAUGUGGAAGGACAAGAUAUGUUAUAUCAAUCUCUUAAAUUAACAAAUCAUGUUUGGGUGUUAAAUGAAUUGAAAUUUCAGCCAGGAAAUCCAGAUGUCACUCUAUCUCUAAAGUCUCGUUCUGUGGAAGUUGCUGCAGGCAUAUUUCAAGCGUACAAUGCAAUUCUGCAUUCUUAAAUAGUGUAUCAAGUCAUUUAACAUUGAAUUUAUGCAAAUACUAUAUUUCACGACCAUAAUCGAACUAUUUGUUUAAUGCGGAUCACUUAUAUAUUAUGCGUAUAAUUUAUCCAAUUGAAAUUGAUUGAAAACGUUUGUUUAUAUCCUAUUGUAAAUUUAAACAGAUUUAAUACACUGUUAAAUUUAUCAUAAAGUAACUGAAUGUAAUUCAAAAUAAAGACAAAGUAUGUUAAUGA